UUGUAGGAAUUACUUGUCGUGUAUCUCAUUAUUAACAUACUCUUAAAUAAUUAUUAUUUUGCAUAAAAAAUUAUUUAAAAAUCUGGAAAUGUUUGUUUUUUUAAUAUUGUGAAUAUUUUAUAUAGUGUGUACAUAAUUUAUAAUUGAGUUUCAAUUAUUAUAGGCAUUAAGUGAAGUGUUAAAAAAAUUUAAUAAACUUGACAAUGGACGCUAAAGAUUUUCGUGAUUUUGGUAAAGCAGCAGUUGAUUUUUUGGCUGAUUAUACUGAAAAUAUAAGAGACCGAGAUGUUUUGCCAAGUGUUGAACCUGGUUACUUGAGUGAAUUAAUUCCUUCAAGUGCACCAGAAAAACCAGAAACAUGGCAAGAAGUUUUAAAUGACGUUGAACGAGUUAUAAUGCCCGGGGUAACCCAUUGGAAUUCACCACAAUUUCAUGCUUAUUAUCCAACUGCCAAUUCAUAUCCAGGAAUUGUUGGUGAACUUAUGACUGCUGGUAUUGGAAGCAUUGGUUUUUCUUGGAUAGCAUCACCAGCAUGUACCGAGUUGGAAGUUAUUACUAUGAAUUGGCUUGGAAAAAUGAUGGGAUUACCAGAAGAAUUUUUAUCAAGCAGUGAAGGUCCAGGUGGUGGUGUUAUACAGGGAUCUGCUAGUGAGGCAACUUUGGUGGGUUUACUCGCAGCAAAAGAACGCACAGUAAGACGAAUUAAAAAACAAAAUCCUGACAUGGAUGAAGGAUCAAUAAAAGCCAAACUGGUUGCGUAUACUUCAGACCAGUCAAAUUCAUCAGUUGAAAAAGCUGGAUUACUUGGCUCAAUGCCAAUGAGACUACUUCCAGUUGAUAAAAAAUGCAGUCUACGUGGAGCAACAUUACUUGAGGCAAUGAAAAAAGACAAAGAAGCUGGUCUUAUUCCUUGUUAUGUUGUUGCAACACUUGGUACAACUGGAACAUGUGCAUUUGACAACUUGGAAGAACUUGGACCAAUUUGUAAUGAUAAUAACAUUUGGCUACAUGUUGAUGCUGCUUAUGCUGGUGCUGCUUUUAUUUGUCCAGAGUAUCGUCAUCUUAUGACUGGAGUUAACUAUGCUGACUCAUUUAAUUUUAAUCCACACAAAUGGCUACUUACAAAUUUCGAUUGCUCUGCUUUGUGGGUUAAAGAUUCUCGAUUGCUCAUUAAUGCAUUUAAUGUUGAUCGUAUUUAUCUUGCUCAUGAUAAACAAGGUCUUGUUCCCGACUAUCGGCAUUGGCAAAUUCCACUUGGCAGAAGAUUUAGAGCAUUAAAACUUUGGUUUGUUCUUCGUCUUUAUGGUGUUGAGGGUCUUCAAAAACACAUUCGUCAUUCAAUAAACUUGGCUAAACAUUUUGAGACACAUAUUAAUUCUGAUGAAAGAUUUGAAAUUGUUACUGAGAGAUCAAUGGGUCUUGUUUGCUUCAGAAUGAAGGGUGAUGAUAAAUUAACUCGAGGACUUCUUGAUCGAUUAAUGAAAAGAAAACGUAUUUACCUUAUUGCUGCAACUUUUGGUGAAAAAUUGAUGAUACGAUUUGUCGUUUGUAGUCGUUUGUGUCAAGUUGAUGACAUUGACUUUGCCUGGAAUGAAAUUCGUGGACAAGCUGAUAUCACAUCAUCAUCAACAAUCAUAUCACAUAUAUAUUUAACCUAA
Aphidius gifuensis is the source of this 1658-nucleotide messenger RNA. Its product is annotated as aromatic-L-amino-acid decarboxylase-like. The record is from RefSeq and is a predicted model, not a curated record. NCBI's taxonomy places the organism in Eukaryota, Metazoa, Arthropoda, Insecta, Hymenoptera, Braconidae. Gene Ontology annotation, biological process: amino acid metabolic process; catecholamine metabolic process. Gene Ontology annotation, molecular function: pyridoxal phosphate binding; aromatic-L-amino-acid decarboxylase activity. The transcript is spliced from 8 exons. Bases 204 to 1658 code for a protein of 484 amino acids.